AGCCCGGGCUCAAGGGGGACCCGGGUUUGACCGGGACCCCAAAGGGGAACUCCAUGCUCCAUGCCAUGGGUGGCUCCGUCUCCGCAGCACGGAGGACCGAGCGACCAAGUCCCAGAUGCGCCUGGCUGGGGGACCCGAUGCUGCCGGGCAUGGCGGCGUUUUCUGGAUGCGGAUUGUGAGCAGCAACCUCCGGAGGGCAGCACCACUGCCAGUCUGGUCCGCCACUUCUUCGACGGGCGAUCCCUUGACAGGCGCGCCGCCCGGAAGAAGAGGUGCUCGCAAGGCGCUCCUCGGCCAUCUGCUCAGUUCAGACAGCGCGGCAUGCUGCAAGCGACGGUGUCUGGAAAAGCGAUUGAAGACGAGCGGGACUACUGGCCGGUGUUCGUGCUCUCGCAGUCGUUACUGGUCUUCUUGCUUUGGGUCAUCUUUGCAGCACAAAGCGAGGAGUUCUUCUCUGCAAAAGCCGGAUUGGACUCGAUUGUGCCUGGUACCACGAACAUGGCAAUCCACAGCGAUUGCGAGGAUCUCCGUUGGCAAAUCUGGAGAUGGCUCACAUACCAGUUCACUCAUGCCGGUCUCUCGCAUGUUGGCCUGAACAUAUUCAUCGUCCUGGUUGUUGGCAUGCGCUUGGAGAUGUACCAUGGGCAUGUGAGGACACUCGUGGUGUUCAACCUGGGCGUCAUUUGCGCAGCCUUCAAUUUUGCUGUUGCCGACGGCCAUGCCAGCCUGAUCGGUAUGUCGGGCGGAGCCUAUGCCCUGAUGGGCAUGACCUUUGGCUCUCUGAUACUGAAUUGGCAUGACACGCGCUAUCGCCGGCCGGAGCUCCUGGUCUUAUUGGUGCUCUUUGCCUUGGACCUGGUCUUCGCUUAUGCUGAUGGUCUUGCCAAAGAUAGUGAGGUGAGCCACUCCGCACACUUCGGAGGCUAUGCGGCCGGGUUUGUGCUUGGAAUCCUUGUCGGAAGAAACUUGGACGAGGAGGAGAAGCAAGAGCAUGCAAAGACGCUGCGAUGCGAGCGCAUCCUGCAGUUGGUCCUGGGCGUCGUAGGCGCCAUCGUGCUUGUUUCGGUGAUCGCCUGGGCUGCUCAGUGGCCUCCCAGGACCUUGAGCGAUACCACGCCGUGGUGUUGGAACCGGCAAAUCUUCAACCAGUCACUUUUCCCAGAGUUCAGGUUUCACUGCAUCCGAUGCCAAGACGAGAGUUGCGUCUCAAGGUUUGAGGCAAUGGCCAAUGUGGAGCAGGUGAGCUUCCGGGUUUGCGAAGGGGUGGGCUGGAGCUACAGUCAAUGAGCACUGCGUGGGCGCAGCGAAUUGCACGCCGGUGCACAAAGUGCUACCGAGGCAGAAUUGUACAUAGGUCUCCUAUCG
Molecule: messenger RNA, 1365 nt
Organism: Effrenium voratum
Lineage: Eukaryota; Dinophyceae; Suessiales; Symbiodiniaceae
Source: the annotation of a GenBank genome assembly